Messenger RNA from Odocoileus virginianus texanus, 4193 nucleotides. It is a transcript of the gene FBXO21, whose product is annotated as F-box protein 21. Gene Ontology annotation, molecular function: DNA binding; protein binding. NCBI's taxonomy places the organism in Eukaryota, Metazoa, Chordata, Mammalia, Artiodactyla, Cervidae. The record is from RefSeq and is a predicted model, not a curated record.
CGCGCGCGCAGGGACCCAGGUACGCGGACAAGAUGGCGGCGGCAUUGGUCGACAGCGCGAUGGAGGUGGUGCCGGCGCUGGUGGAGGAGGCCGCGCCCGAGGCGGCGGGCCUCAGCUGCCUCGUCAACCUGCCGGGAGAGGUGCUAGAGUACAUCCUGUGUAGCGGCUCGCUGACGGCCGCCGACAUCGGCCGCGUCUCCAGCACCUGCCGGCGGCUGCGCGAGCUGUGCCAGGGUAGCGGGAAGGUGUGGAAGGAGCAGUUCCGGGUGAGGUGGCCUUCCCUUAUGAAACACUACAGCCCCACCGACUACGUCAAUUGGUUGGAGGAGUACAAAGUUCGGCAAAAAGCUGGGUUGGAAGCCCGGAAGAUUGUAGCCUCGUUCUCAAAGAGGUUCUUUUCAGAGCACGUCCCUUGUAACGGUUUCAGUGACAUUGAGAAUCUUGAGGGCCCAGAGAUAUUUUUUGAGGAUGAGCUGGUGUGUAUCCUAAAUAUGGAAGGAAGAAAAGCUUUGACCUGGAAAUACUACGCCAAAAAAAUUCUUUAUUACCUAAGACAACAGAAAAUUUUGAAUAAUCUCAAGGCUUUUCUUCAGCAGCCUGAUGACUAUGAAUCGUAUCUUGAAGGCGCAGUGUAUAUUGACCAGUACUGCAACCCUCUCUCUGACAUAAGUCUCAAGGACAUCCAGGCUCAGAUUGACAGCAUCGUGGAGCUUGUUUGCAAAACCCUCCGGGGCAUAAACAGUCGCCACCCCAGCUUGGCCUUCAAGGCAGGUGAAUCCUCCAUGAUCAUGGAAAUAGAGCUCCAGAGUCAGGUGCUGGAUGCCAUGAACCACGUCCUGUAUGACCAGCUGAAGUUCAAGGGGAACCGAAUGGAUUACUACAAUGCCCUGAACUUAUAUAUGCACCAGGUGUUAAUCCGCAGAACAGGAAUCCCCAUCAGCAUGUCUCUGCUCUACCUGACAAUUGCCCGGCAGUUGGGGGUCCCACUGGAGCCUGUCAACUUCCCCAGCCACUUCUUACUAAGGUGGUGCCAAGGUGCAGAAGGGGCGACCCUGGACAUCUUUGACUACAUCUACAUAGAUGCUUUUGGGAAAGGCAAGCAGCUGACAGUGAAAGAGUGUGAAUACCUGAUCGGCCAGCAUGUGACCGCGGCACUGUACGGGGUGGUGAAUGUGAAGAAGGUGUUGCAGCGAAUGGUGGGAAACCUGUUAAGUCUAGGAAAGCGGGAAGGCAUCGACCAGUCCUACCAGCUCCUAAGGGACUCUCUGGACCUGUACUUGGCGAUGUACCCCGACCAGGUGCAGCUGCUGCUCCUCCAAGCCAGGCUUUACUUCCACCUGGGUAUCUGGCCAGAGAAGUCUUUCUGUCUUGUCUUGAAGGUGCUUGACAUCCUCCAGCACAUCCAGACCCUAGACCCGGGGCAGCACGGGGCGGUGGGUUACCUAGUGCAGCACACGCUGGAGCACAUUGAGCGGAAGAAGGAGGAGGUGGGGGUGGAGGUCAAGCUUCGCUCCCACGAGAAGCACAGGGACGUCUGCUACUCCAUUGGGCUCAUUAUGAAGCACAAGAGGUACGGCUAUAACUGUGUCAUCUAUGGCUGGGACCCCACCUGUAUGAUGGGACACGAGUGGAUCCGAAACAUGAACGUCCACAGCCUGCCUCACGGCCACCAUCAGCCCUUUUACAACGUCCUGGUGGAGGACGGGUCCUGUCGAUACGCCGCCCAGGAGAACCUGGAGUAUAACGUGGAGCCGCAGGAGAUCUCCCACCCCGACGUUGGCCGCUACUUCUCAGAGUUCACGGGCACUCACUACAUCCCGAACGCAGAGCUGGAGGUCCGGUACCCGGAGGACCUGGAGGCUGUGUAUGAGACGGUGCAGAACAUUUACAGUGCGAAGAAAGAGAGCGUGGAGUAACGUCUCGGGGGACAUCGGACCUUUGCUGCUGCUGCUCUUUUCCAAGAUGACGGGGUUCCGGGUGGAGACGUGCCCCUGGAUCCCUCUGGACCCACCGCCGGGAAGGCCACUCGACCGGUCGUGCUGGUUGCCUCCUACCAAGUGGAAAUCACGUGUGCUCUCCGCCAGCUGCAAAGACAGUGUUGCUCUCCGCCUACACUAGUGAUUCAUUUGAAAGGCACUGUCUCAGUGGCAUGGCUUGUAUGCUUGUCCUGUGGUGAUCGUUUGUGACAUGCUGUCUUCAUGACGUCUCACCAUUGACACUUACAACCGUUCUUUUUCCUCACACCCCCCUCCCCACCCCGCAUCGCGUCUGUCUACAUCGUCUCAGAGCGUUUCGCUUGCUGGACAGGUGGAGUUGUCCGUUGGCAGUCGUUCCACUCUGAUCUCUCUGUGAACUGUGUGCACUCCUCAGUCAGGAUGGUCUGUCUUUUUACCCAGGGCUGAAGCUCUAAGUGAUCUUGGCCACAUAGUGGAUCUGGAGUCAUUAACAAACUAACAGUAGUCAGAAUCAUUCUAAUUUUUUUUUUCCAAUUUUUGAAACAGAUUUCCGGCAUUUUAUCUUUUUCUUUAUAUGAAUUGAGCACAUGACACAGUUUUGCUUUCCCAGAUUCAUCUCUUGGAUUUACCCUCAUUUCUCUUAAGAAUCAUUAGGUUUUUAAAUUUUAUUAGAUAAAAUUAUUUGAAAAAAUGCAUAGUAAUAAUCUUUGUGAAUGGGUUUCCCACUUUCAUCUACUAUUCCUCCCUUAAAAAUAAGUGGGUUUUUUUUUUAAUCUACUCCAGUUUCAUAAGUAGAUCUUAAAUCAGCAAUGAAUUCUCUUUGUGGUAGGAAAAUACUGCUGUUAAAAUGUCUGCUUUUUAGAAACUGUGCUCCAUGGUCUCCAAAGACCUGAAAUUGAGGUUUUACUUUUAUAACCAGAAACAAGAAGAAAUAAUGAAGCUUGGAAAUUAAAAAGGGAAGGGGAGGUCUCAUGCUCCCUGUUCUCCCUUAGAAUCAUUUCAAGACCUUUUUGAAUGUGGCAGGGUAGAAGUAAGUGAAAUAUCUCCGGUUUGAGAGCAUGAGCUCAGUGGGAAAGGAGACAGCGUGGCCAGCAUUCUCGAGUCACCGUUGCCAUGAGGGCAUCAGGAAGAAGUCUGUGCUCAGGCCCCCGGGAGUCCGGCUCCAUACCCAGAUGCUGCUGGCACCCAUCUUUUCCACGUUCACGGUGCCCAAGCAGGAAGGUUCCUUGUCCUAACGCAGCUCUGGACUCCCACCUUUCUCCACCCACCCCUUCUCCAGUGGGCCAGCCUUGUACUUAACCUGUAGUAGCUCACUUCUGAAGUUAGGACCUAGUUACUCUGCUCUCAAGUUGAAAAGAUUUCCAGUUGCUCUAGUGAAUAAAGCUCUGGGGGCCGUGAUCCAGCCACGCCUCGCCGCCCGCCUGUCCCUCUGCAUGCAGUAUUUCCACACUACGUUUGGUGACCGCCUCUCGUUUGCCCGUCGGAAAUGCCAGGAUGACUGAGGUUUGGAGAAGCCACCUGAGAUCGCUUCCCAGCUUGUGACAGUCCUGAGCGGGUACCAGAGAGGGAUGGGCAUUUGGCCGGCCAGCUCCUUCCCACCCCAGUUAGCUCUGGUGUGGGCCCGUGUUCCUCACGGUCCAAUCCAGAGUUAGAUGGUCUGGACGCGCAUUGGAAAUUGUGACCACUCACAGCACCCAGCCUGCCCAAGGUUGGGGGCGUCUUACACUACUCUCAUUUAAAGGUGAAAAUUAGAUACUAUGGCAUUAAUAUUAAUGAGAUGCAUUACUAAGAAUCUGUGGCGCAUGCUGAGAGUUAAAAUUGUUGGUUUUCUGGUUUGAUUUCCUUUUUUCUUAGAAUAACAUCAAAGCCAAGAAAGAUGGUUUUACCUUUAUUGACCCGAUGUAAAUAUGUAUCUAGACUGUUUCUAAAUGUGUUUCUUCAUGAAUGCUUCAUUUGGCUCCAGGAAGCCUGUGUCACCUGUGUAAGUUGGUCUUUGGGCACUUUAUAUUUUUCUAAAAACGUGUUUUGGAUCCUGUACUCUAAUAAAUCAUAAGUUUCUUUUUAAAAUUUUUCCAAAUGUUUUCUCCACUUAAAAAAAAAAAGCCCUGUUAUAAUAGUAGAACUUUCACAAUGUUGAAAUACUCACUCUUUGGAUAUAGUAACUUCUUUUCUCUUCCAAUGAAUGCCAAGAUUUUUUGUACAAUAAUUAAUAAAUGGGACUUAUCCAGAGAAACCACA